AGAGAGAGAGAGAGACUCUGCUGUGGUGGUGUUAGAAAUCGGACGACAUGAGCGCUACAUGAACCGUGUAAAAUGCUUUAAGACGCUUUCGGCGUUUGUCUUGUAUCCGUCUAUACCAAGGACGAGCCUGAAGCGGAGCUACACUUCACGACCAGGUGUAACACUGUCUUAAGCCUGAGGGGGGCAGAAUGCCGGAGCAGAGCAACGACUAUCGUGUGGUGGUGUUCGGGGCAGGGGGAGUGGGGAAGAGCUCCCUGGUGCUGCGCUUCGUGAAGGGCACCUUCAGGGACACCUACAUCCCCACGGUGGAGGACACCUACCGUCAGGUGAUCAGCUGCGAUAAGAGCGUGUGCACCCUCCAGAUCACCGACACCACAGGGAGCCACCAGUUCCCAGCCAUGCAGCGCCUGUCCAUCUCUAAAGGCCACGCCUUCAUCCUCGUCUACUCCAUCACGAGCAAACAGUCCCUGGAGGAGCUCAAACCCAUUUACCAACAGGUCUUGGCCAUAAAGGGCAACGUCGAGGCCAUCCCCAUCAUGCUUGUGGGCAACAAGAGCGACGAGACCCUGCGGGAGGUGGAGACCAAGGACGGGGAAGCCCAGGCCAACCAGUGGAAGUGCGCCUUCAUGGAGACGUCGGCCAAGACCAACCACAACGUUACCGAGCUCUUCCAGGAGCUCCUCAACCUGGACAAGAAGAGGAACAUGAGCCUCAACAUCGAUGGCAAGCGCUCGGGGAAGCAGUCCCGCGCUGAGAGACUGAAGGGCAAAUGCAGCGUGAUGUAAAUCCAGGAGAGGAGGAAACAAGAGGUGGAGGUUGAGGGGGGGGGGGAGAGAAAAGCGAAAUAAGGAAGACAAGGGAUUGGAGGGACUCACUAAACGUAUCACUCGGAGCUAAACGUCUGGAAGGUAGCAGGAAUCUCAUCAUCCACAUCCUCCUCUGUUUGACUGGUGCAUUCACAAACACAACUUGGCAGUUAUUUUGAAAACAUACAGGAUUUCAGUUCCGAACCUUACAUCCAUGUGCAUUCUGCUAGAAGUAAGAGAUGAGGGGGGGACUGACGCAGAAUAUUGAGAGGCAGAUUAAAAUCAAGACGUGCGCGUCGCAGAUGAAUUACCUGUGGACGUCAGCCAUGGUCGGAAGAAGCGUGGGUGUGGACUUUUGCGUCAUCCGAGUGCCACAAAACCUGGCUGAGAAGCUCAUCGAGACCCUGGCCUGCAAUGAAUACCACAGACUGCAUCAUCCCCUGAAAACAGGCUGAAGGUUUCUGAUCUACACGAAACAUUUAGUGUCCCUCCCUCCCUGCUCAGCUCCCUCGUCAUCCCAGCACCCUCAGCCUUCGCAUACACCCCAAAUACUAUAACAAAUAUAGAGAAAUGUAAUGUAUAUGUAACAGAGCCAACAAAGUUCGUCAAGCUCACUCAUCUGGUAGAAACACUAUUUUAAGAGACUGAGGUGUCUGUCAUGCUAGAAAGUGCAGAACCCAAAGGUUUUGAGACUGCUAGCGUGACGGACAUUAAAUCAGCAACAAAACAUGCGACCCAGCUACAUCCCAGAGCCACUCCUGAGGACUCUGAUCUAAAUAAACAAGGGAUAUUUCAAUAUAUUCCAUCUAGUCUACAUAAGCACUGCCCAAACCAGUACAUCAGUCACAAGAAUAGGGUGAAGUUUGAAGCAUUAAAGCUUAGUCUUUUCAUCUCCUCCUAAUCAUCCCUUCUGAAAGCUAAAAAAGACCAUAAUUAACCUUCAUCAAGCUGUCAUCAUGUUAAAAACUCAUCUGCUAAAUGUCCUCUUCUGAAGUGGAGUAACAUCCAGCGGAAGGGUAUGCACACACGCUACUGAUAUGACGCAACAAUCCUUUUAAGACUCUCAUCUAGUGUAGAAUAACUCUGAAUGAAAAGAAGCUGGACUCUGAUCAAACAUAGAAAUACAAGUCUGCCUUGUCUACGAGGAUGAUACACUCGGAUAAUCAUUUCCAAGCUGGUAAGACGAAAGGGAUGCUUUUUGGUUCUGAGGCUAAGAAUGUCCGUUUGCUUUGGCACUUUUCAUGUGUACGUUUCUCUUCUUUGGCCUUUCUUUCUUGCCUGUUUGCUUUUUGAUGCUCUUUAAAGUUGUGUAAGAGUAAAAAACAAAAGCCCUCCUUAAAUAAAAAGCACACAGAGAUGCAUGCAGAUCAUUCAGUUUGACCUGAAUCACCAAAUUCUGUUUCCUCUUUGGUUGGUUUGGUCACAUUACCUCGCAUUACGCUCAUGCAGGCAUCGGCAAGCAGGAAACAGAAUGGGUCACACACACUUUUACACACACACGGCAUGCGCACAAAUGCAUUCAUGCAAGAGUAAAAAAAAAAAGAAAAAAGUCAAUCUGAGUAACACUGUUGACUGAUUACAUGAAGACAAACAGGGCUCACUCAGCCUCAAUGCCCUCACGUUGCACUUUAUAUCAUAAACACACAUGUGCACGCACACAACUGUAAUUUGUCAUGUUUUUGCCUAUAUGUUAAGUUUUAACGAUCUCCACAUAAUACAGAAUAUCCUCCUGGAGCCAUUAAAUAGCUCCACUGUAUGUCCAAAGUGCAUGAAUACACCCGUUUUCACGCAGGAGCUCUGAAUAUUGUACAAAGUCUACACGGGACAGCCAAAAGCACAAUACUUUUUUACCAACAUAUCUAUUUGUACAUUUAUUUGUGUUUCUUUCUCUUUUUUUUGUGUGUUUUCCUUGUUUGUCUUCUUUGUGCGAUUUUCAGCUUCAACAUUUAUUCACCAGUCCUAAACAUGGAGAAAUAAUCGCAUCAUGAUCACCGGUAGCUUCUCCGUCUCAAUAUAGAUGUAAAGUGUUUUAUUCGUCCGGUACAUGGCACAAUGAGGUUGUGGUUCUGCUGCACAACAGGGUAUCGGGAUGUGACCGGUUAGCUGUGGUCGCGAGGCUCGUAGAUGCGACAAAACCCCCACAGAAUUGUAGGUCGCAUAGGACAAAGAGGAUGGGCAUUAUUUGUCUACUUUUCUCCAUCUCUCAGGCGGUUUUAACAACAAUUUGGUUGGAGGAUAAUCUGCUCCUGUACUGUUAAACCCAAAGACACAGAUGAUGCCCCUUUUUACUGAGUGCCCAUCUCUUUGAAAAAAAAAAAAAAAGCACAGCAACUGUUUCCGUCUGUCUCCUUCUCUGUCUUUGUGUGCAGCAGAGUCAACAACUGGGCACUUUAGGGUGACAUUUUACUUGAAGACUUGCUUAUUAAUCAGCAAUGCCUCAUUUAUAAGCACCAUUGUAAAAUGUCCCUCCUGCAUUAUUCACGCCCACAGAAAAACUAUUUAACAUAGUGUAGUUAUUGUAAAUAAAGCAUAUUAUGGUAGUUGACUGACAUGUUUAUAAGAGCUUCAAGUAAGAUGUUACCCAUGUAAAGAAAAACUGUACCCGCUGUCUUUCUGGGAACAAGUCCUUUGUGACCAGGAAAUGUUGUUACAGUAGGAGGUUCGAUGUUGCUAUGUACUGUAAUAUACAGCUUAUUAAUAAUGAUGCUCAUCAUAUAUUGUAUUUGACUCAUCCACUCUUCAGAUCUAUCAAUCAGAUAAUACUAGCAAAAUGUGAAUAUGUAACUAAAGGUUCCACUCCAUGGCUGUUGCCUUUUUUUUCCCAUUUUGAAAGCUGAAUGAAUCCGUUGGUAUCGAUGUGUUGUACUUUGCACGAAUGUGAGGUCCUGUUAAACUCCAACAUUAGCAAUGUAAAACCUACCCUUUACCUGUUCGAUGCCAGGAAUGCUCACUCGUACUCUCUCUUCUGAUUUUAUUUCAUCAAUUCAUAUUUUGAAAAAAAAAAACAAGUUGUAUUUGAAAUUGUUUGUCUUGGUUCGUUUUAGAUGCCCGAAGGAUGGAGAGAUAUCUGUCAUGUACCAACCUUAUGUGUCCUUCUAGAGGUUAAAAAGCUAGAAAAACAAGAGCUGGAAGUUAUCUGUAAAACUAUCAGACAGUUCUGACCUGAUCUGAUGUGUAGCUAUACCGGCAGCGGUGGUGCACACGCUGCAUAAAUAUGAGCUUGACACGUCUGGUUGCUUCACGCAAACGCCAGCUUGCGAGCGCAUGUUUGUGCAAUCUGUUGUUCUGCUGACGUCUACAGGAGACUGUCGUUGUUCAUGUCCCUGCUUGGAAUAUGAUACAGCAGGGAGGGGAAAACAAUGACACAGCGUGCAAUAGCAGCAUGGACAACAAGCUUGAGCGAGAGGCUGCACUAUUAUUAGAAAUAGUGUGAAAAUAUGGAGUGCGUUAACUAACUAUAGGCUGUAUAAGAUUCAAAUGUGCUUGCAUGUGAGGAGGCGUGCAUGGGAAGUGCGUGAGCGUUCGUUGAGUUUCUUGGGCUGUGUGAGUUAAAUGCUGGCAUGAAUUAGGACAGACACCUCUGCCCCCGUCCUCCCAUGGCCUGUCUCAUCUCCUUUAUCAAUGAAGCAUACUCACUGCUGCUGUCUGUGUCUGUGCGUGUGACCAUGAGUGCAUCCAUGUAUGUGCGCAAUCAGCCACCUAUUUGCAUCCCUUCACUCUGGCCUGCAUGUGUGCGUGUGUGUGUGUGUGCAUAUUUGUGUGCUGUACCACCUUAUGAAACGUCUGUCAGAUAUUUGAAGCUUUCCUGUGCAGAAUGCCUACACAUUUCUGCAUGAGUCAUCCCGCUCUGCUUUAACACGCCUACAAAAAACACAGACAAGUAUGUAACGGGCAUGGAGGCAAAAUAGACAGACUGCAUGCUCUUAGCUACACCCACACACACACACACACACACACACACACACACACACACACACACUCUUUUUCACCCAUAUUACAUUCACACAGGCCUUGUCAGUGAGCCAGAUUCUCUCACUGUCUUUUGUUCUGCUCUGCACUGUUGUACAGGCACCACUGUCAGCCCUACUCCUCCAUAAAUCACCUGUGCACCCCCUGAAAUGUUGAGUUUCCUUCACAUUCAUACCUCAGACUUUAUUUAAUUGUUUUUGGUGUUGUGUAAGUCAGUUGCACUAAAACAGAAGGAAGGCCAACCCUGCUCGCAUCUGAUUGUAGAUAGUUGUAAAUAGUGUUCAAAGGACAUAAUAUUUCAGAGAGGAGAGUGUGCAGAGAAAUUGAUGCUGUGGGAAGAUGUGUUUCCUUCAACGUGUCCAAUUCAAAGUAACUCAGCGAAUCUAAGAGUUUCCUUCAGAGGGGAGCUACUUGGUGAUUUUAUGUCAACUUCACCAGCUGUCAUGAACUCGUUAAAACUUUGGACUUUUUUUUAAAGUGUCCUAUGAAUUUCUCUGCAAGAUAAAUAGCCUAUUGAGUGAACAGAGGAAAGCUACGGAAGCCCAAAGUGACCAAUAUUAGAUAUGAAAUUCUGAAAUAUUUACGAUGAAUGUUUAAAAUUCAGCUCGUUAUUAUAAAAUCCAGUUUCUUUUCACAAUAAGAGCUUACUGCAGAUCAUCUUUUUUUUUUUUCAGGGUUUUUAUUUCCAAAUGUUGCUUUACUGUUUUUAUUUGUCCGAAUGAACAUUUAUUUUAUAACAGCACUUUUCAUCACUAAGUCUUUGUUCGUCAAUCAUGACAAACAGGGCACAACCGGUUAUGUGAUUGACUGUCUGCUCAAUCAGACCAAAGCAUCAGCCAAUCACAUGGCUGGAAUGAAAUAAAAAUGUCCUGCAGAUAAAAUAAUAUUCAAUAAUACUAAAACGAGUUUCUGGGAAUAUUUCACAGUUUUUGGUUAAAUAAUGUCAUGUGAUUAUUUAUUUCAUGAUGUCAUUGCAAUUAAUAUUGAACACUUUGGGUCUCCAUUGGAAUCUACAUUGGCAGCACCUCAGACAAGGUGAAGUUCACCUUACCUUGUCUGAGGUAACUGGGUUCUUAAGAGCACGUUGGUGUACAGCAGAGGAAGUGUGGUUCACAUGUGUUCUUCCAUAGCAGGAUGGGAAACAGGACCCUAUGACACUUAAACGAAGGACAGUCAGUGAAACAUAAAUACACCGGAAAGGUUCUGGUUUAUAGUCUAACUUAUGUCCCAUUAACUCAUUCCUACCAACGAGGGCAGUUUACAGUCCUGUUGAGUCAGGGGCAGAGGAUCUGAAGGAAAUCGUUGUUGGAGGAUGAGUGGAAAACGGACCGUGUUAACCUCUCCGGCUCAGCCCUUUACAUCUUGUCUGAUCCACCCAGAUCCUCACAAGCUGUUUUUUUGCUGACAGGGGGCGUAAAGUGGGGUAUUUAGACUCGGUGGGUAAUAUAGUUUGGUACUAUCCUGUCUCUCUGGCCCUUCAUUCCUGCAUGGUCCCGAUUGGUGUUCCAGCCAGCAUGAGAACAAGGACACAAACUGUGAAUCAUCUUUGUAUUCUUUAAAUAAAAUUCCUCAGCAGCAUUUAAGGCUUCGGUUUUGCAAAUAUUUUCAUUUCUUUUGAGCACUUAUUGUUUUCUGUAAAUUAAUCUAUUAGUUUAUUUUUUUUCUGUUGGGACUUUUUAUUUAUUUAUUUAACUUAUUAUGAUGUAUAGAUAUUUAUUCUAGCAAUAGUCUUCCUGUUAAAAUAUACUGUGCUGAUGCAUCCUCUGAAUAACUGAAAAUAACACACAUAUAUAUAUAUAGAUGAUAAUAAUAAUCAAAUCUGCAAAAUGAUUUUCCUAAUAAAAAUGUGAACUUA
This is a messenger RNA of Anarrhichthys ocellatus (wolf-eel), 6630 nucleotides long. RefSeq names its product DIRAS family, GTP-binding RAS-like 1b (gene diras1b). The coding region runs from base 189 to 785 and encodes 198 amino acids. The record is from RefSeq and is a predicted model, not a curated record. Gene Ontology annotation, cellular component: membrane. The transcript is spliced from 3 exons. Gene Ontology annotation, molecular function: GTPase activity; GTP binding. NCBI's taxonomy places the organism in Eukaryota, Metazoa, Chordata, Actinopteri, Perciformes, Anarhichadidae. Gene Ontology annotation, biological process: signal transduction.